This is a messenger RNA of Oryza brachyantha (malo sina), 794 nucleotides long. RefSeq lists its product as uncharacterized. Bases 1 to 567 code for a protein of 188 amino acids. The transcript is spliced from 3 exons. NCBI's taxonomy places the organism in Eukaryota, Viridiplantae, Streptophyta, Magnoliopsida, Poales, Poaceae. The record is from RefSeq and is a predicted model, not a curated record.
AUGGGUAAUCUCGUCGGCAAGGCCGCGAGCGGCGUCGCCGGCAUCGUCUUCGAGCCGUUCCGGUCGCUCGUCGACUGCGGUGGCGUUUGCUCGGGGGGAUCAUGGGACGUCUCCUGCUUCAUGGAGCACCUGUGCGUCGUCAGUUUGUUCAAACUGUUCAUAUUUCUUGUACUCUCGUUCGUCAUGCUGUACGUGAUGUGCAAAGUGGGGCUCAAGUGCGUGGUGAAGAGAGCCUGCAGGGCGGGCAUGUCGGCCUGCUCGUGCUCCUGCCACGCGCUGCGCUUCCUCUGCCACAAGCUGCGGACCCUCAAGCGUGUGCGCGGCGGCCGCCGCGGGCGCCGGUACGACGUGGAGGAAGGAGCAUGGGGCGGGUCGGGCUCCGGCUGGAUCAGCUCAAGCGAGGAAUGCUCAUCGGAAGGCGGCGGCGACGAUUGGCGCCAUGGCAGAGGCAGGGCAAGAGAAGGGUGGUCACCCGCGAGGGGGAGAAGGCAAAGCAGGAUGCGGGAGUCUCUGGGCCCGAGGAAACCGAGCUUCAAGAACAAGACCACCAGGAGGAGCUAUCCAUGACAUGAGAGGAGUGGGAUUGUGGUAGGCCGAUGAAUAUGUUUCUCAAAUAACUAGAUGUCUCUAAUGAGAGGGAUUUUACCAUGUUUACGAGACACGAAGGUGAGAUAAUAUGUGUCAUUUAUCUGCAAGGGGCAAUGUACAUUAAAAAAAAGUUAUAAUAAGUAGCCUUGAUGUAAAUAUGAUGGUAUUAGAAUAUCAAGUGUGUCUUUCAUACACAUGAAAAACAA